GUGUCGUUUGUUUGUUGUUUAAAUCUUUUAUAACUUUUUAUAUUGUGACUCUAACUGUAUUUAUGUUUUCACUAUGAGACCAUGUUGCGUUCACGUGUCGUCAAACUGACGCUUAGUGGAAAAUAACCGUUUGUUGUGGAAACUGCUCAGACUUUAAUUUGAGAUCCCCCACAUGUUCCACAAAAUGGAGCGGUCUGGUCUCUCCCUCCUCCGCCACAUCCUCUCCUCCUCCUCCACCUCCUCCACCAGGACGUGCUGCCUCCACCAGAGGGUCCUCACAGCCUCCCUCCCCUGUCCCCGCAGCCCCAUCUCGGUUCACAGCGGCCAGCACCGCAGGCGUGCGAGCACGGCCCUCAGCCAGCACAUACAGGACCUGAGCGGCCCCGAGCAGAGACUGCUGACCAAACUAUAUGAGGGACUGAUCGGAGGACAGCGGGCGUCUCUGGCCGAGUCCAUCACUCUAGUGGAGACGCGGCAUCCCAGGAAGAGAGAGCUGGCGCAGGUGCUGCUGCAGAGGGUGCUGGCCUACAGGACGCAGCAGGAGGCUGGAAAUGGAGGGAAGCCCGUGGCCUUCAGAGUAGGUCUGUCGGGUCCUCCUGGAGCAGGGAAGUCGUCCUUCAUCGAGGUGGUGGGGAAGAUGUUGACAGAACGUGGACAUAAAGUAUCAGUGCUGGCAGUGGACCCGUCCUCCUGCACUACAGGAGGCUCUCUGAUGGGUGACAAGACUCGUAUGACUGAACUGUCCAGAGACAUGAACGCCUUCAUCAGGCCGUCACCGACCUCUGGAACACUGGGUGGAGUCACCAGAACAACCAACGAGGCCAUCGUUCUGUGUGAGGGCGCAGGAUAUGACAUCGUCCUGGUGGAGACAGUAGGUGUGGGCCAGUCCGAGUUUGCAGUGGCCGACAUGGUCGACAUGUUUGUGCUGCUGAUUCCACCAGCAGGGGGCGACGAACUCCAGGGCAUCAAGAGGGGAAUCAUCGAGAGGGCCGACUUGGUGGUGGUGACGAAGUCGGAUGGAGACCUGGUGGUGCCGGCCAGGAGGAUCCAGACUGAAUACACCAGCGCUCUCAAGCUGCUCAGGAGGCAGUCCAGAUCCUGGAACCCAAAGGUGGUGCCCGCCUCCUCUUACACCGGUGAGGGCAUCCCGGAGCUGUGGGCCACGAUAGAGUCGUACAGGGACACCAUGUUAGCCGGCGGUGAGCUGCAGGGCCGAAGGAAGGCCCAGCAGAAGGUUUGGAUGUGGAGUCUGAUCCAGGAGAACGUCCUCUGCCAUUUCCGAAAUCACCCCAGUGUCGGGGAGGCUCUGCCCCACCUGGAGAGGGAGGUCACCAAAGGAGCCAUCUCUCCAGGCCUGGCUGCUGACCUGCUCCUGAAAGCCUUCUCCUCCUCUUCAUCUUCAUCGUAAACACUGGGACUGGAUGGACGUCAUGGUUCAUCAAGGUCACACAGUGCCAAAAAGAAACCACCAGGACAGAAUAAGGAUAUGUGACCUUGACCCUGUGGUUUGCUCUUCUUACACUUCAUUUUAAAUGUAAAAUACCUGAGGCAGAAGUCACCUGUUCCACAGACUCGGUUUCAGCUCGCCUUAAUCCAAAUCAGCAGAGGCCGGGCUGAGCAGACACUUUUCAUGCCUCACCUCCAGCUUCAAGACUUUUGGGGAUCGGAGAGAAACAUAAAAAAUUGCAUAUGUGAGAGACAAUUUAAAGAAGAUACUCCGACUGUCUUCUUGGACAAGAACACUACAACCUUCAAGAAGAGGUUAAAUAAAGAACUCAAUAAGUACAAACAUAUGGAGGAUUGUAGAGGAAAACAAUGCACAAUACUGAUCACUUGUAAGAACAGUGUCUUUAGAGGGAGGAGAUGUGUCGUGAGAGAAUGAUCUGUGAUAAGUAAUUGACACACUUGCCCACAGAUUGAUUAUUAUUAAAAGAAACGUGUUUAUGAGAGGACACAGUUCAGAACAGUGGGAUUUGUACAAUCACUUCUGUCUCUUGUUGAAAUGCUGUGGAAACGGUUCUAAUAAUGAAGAUGAGAGUAUUUGAGUGGAAUUAUAUAUUAAAGAGAGUGAUGUGAAUCUUACAUAAGUGAAUAAGAUUGAACCUGAGCUCUGAUUUCUUUCUCCACGUGUUUUUUCUUGAUAUGAAAAAGAAGGGACUGAAUAAUGUCGCUUCUUCGAAUAUUACUCCAGCGAUUUGUCCGAGGUGCAAACACGUUGUCUGAGCUCUGGAGCAGGAAUGUCGGUGCUUGGUUUCCCUGAAUGAAUCUGCUGCUCGCUCACUUCUAAUUCAGGCAGGACACACUUUCAUAUUUUAGAAUUUCCCUCAUAAAGCACUGCACUGCUCAACUCCACCAGAGGAUAACAGAGAAGUCACAUACUCAUAACUUCACUUCAGCUCCUUUAUUAGUUUUAUACAGACACACUGAUCUUUAUCAGGCUGAAGUGAUGGACCUGGGUAGUAGCAUUGACUUGUAUCAUCUAUUUAACAGGUAUUUUCCACACAAACUUCAACGUAACAAGUUAUUAAUGUCAGGAUCAAUACCUCUGUAAAAAAUAUAUUUCUUCUAAAACCAAUUUUAAACGAGCUAGAUCUGGAUUUUGAUUUUGAUUUGCUCCAAAUUGUCCAAACUCAGAUAGACAUGCCUGAUUUAUUUUCUUUUCAUCCAUGAAAUUUCUGAGAAAUCACAGAAAAUGUUGAAAAACUCUAUCUUGCAAUGGAAGAUCUGCCUCCUUAUCUUGAUCUGCAAUAAAAGUUAAUGAGCUCU
Molecule: messenger RNA, 2766 nt
Organism: Hippoglossus stenolepis (Pacific halibut)
Lineage: Eukaryota; Metazoa; Chordata; Actinopteri; Pleuronectiformes; Pleuronectidae
Gene: mmaa
Product: metabolism of cobalamin associated A
Exons: 7
Coding region: 173-1408 (411 amino acids)
Cellular component (GO): cytoplasm
Molecular function (GO): GTP binding; GTPase activity
Source: RefSeq, a predicted model, not a curated record